Molecule: messenger RNA, 1488 nt
Organism: Lachnellula hyalina
Lineage: Eukaryota; Fungi; Ascomycota; Leotiomycetes; Helotiales; Lachnaceae
Gene: aro-8
Product: Phospho-2-dehydro-3-deoxyheptonate aldolase
Exons: 2
Coding region: 1-1488 (495 amino acids)
Biological process (GO): aromatic amino acid biosynthetic process
Molecular function (GO): 3-deoxy-7-phosphoheptulonate synthase activity
Source: RefSeq, a predicted model, not a curated record
AUGACCAACCCCAUCGCCCUUCAAUCUCAAUUGAGCUCAGCUGGAAAAGCUGCAGCUACCGCGAGCUUGAAUGGAGCUUCCCAUCAAUCUCAGCCUCAACCCCGCGAUGGCCAGACUUGGUCUCCAAGCUCCUGGACCACCAAACCCAUCAAGCAAGACGCCAUCUACGACGACCGCAAGCAAGUCGAAAAGUCACUCGCGAAGCUUGAAAGACUCCCUCCAAUCGUCACGCCGACUGAGAUCGUACGACUAAAGAACAGUUUGCGCGACGUCGCUCUUGGUAAGGCAUUCCUCCUGCAAGGUGGUGACUGUGCAGAGCUCUUUGACUACUGUGAAGAGAAUGCAAUUGAAUCAAAGGUCAAGCUCCUACUCCAGAUGUCCCUGGUGCUCAUUUGGGGUGCAAACAAGCCUGUCGUGCGAAUUGCUCGUAUGGCGGGGCAGUACGCGAAGCCGAGAUCGAGUCCAACAGAGAUCAUUGACGGGAAGGAGCUUCCUUCUUUCCGAGGCGAUAUCUUAAAUGGCUUUGACAUCGAUGAGAGAAAACUAGAGCCAUCAAGGCUCGUCGACGCUUACUUCCAUUCGGCAAGCACGUUGAAUUUCCUUCGUGCUUCGCUGUCAUCAGGACUUGCAGAUCUUCAUCGUCCGCUUGACUGGGGUCUUGGUCACGUUCAAGACCCGGAGCUGCAAGCUAAGUACUCUAAGACCGUUGACUCCAUUACGGACUCGCUGAGCUUCAUGCGCACUGUCGGUGCCGACAUCGCCAGCAAAGCUCUCGAGACCGUCGACCUCUACACCAGUCAUGAAGGGCUUCUUCUUGAGUAUGAGCAAAGUCUCACCCGAAGACUGAGAGAUCCUGCCAACGCCUCCAAGCCAUCAACAUCCGAAGACCAGAAGUCUUGGUACGACACCUCGGCCCACUUCGUCUGGAUCGGAGAUCGCACCCGACAGAUUGAUGGCGCUCACAUUGAGUUCUUCCGCGGCAUCUCAAACCCGAUCGGCAUCAAAGUCGGCCCAACAACCUCCUCCUCUGACCUGCUUACUCUCCUCCGCACUUUAAACCCCUCGGUUGAGAUCGGCAAGAUCACGCUCAUCACUCGCUAUGGCUCUUCCAAGGUGCGCUCCCUUCUCCCACAGCACAUCAGAACAGUUGAGAACAGCGAGUAUGCACGUAGCGUCGUCUGGCAAUGUGAUCCCAUGCACGGCAAUACUCGUUCAACUUCCACAGGCAUCAAGACCCGUCAAUUCUCAGACAUCCUGUCAGAGCUGCAGGACUGCCUGGCUAUUCAUAAGGAAGAGGGGAGCUACCUUGGUGGUGUGCAUCUAGAACUCACUGGUGAUGCUGUCACAGAGUGUACUGGUGGCAGUGAAGGUCUCGGAGAAGAUGAUCUAUCACUCAACUACACCAGCUUCUGCGAUCCAAGACUCAAUGAGAAGCAAGCGUUGGAGCUUGCAUUCCUCAUUGCAGGACAUCUGAGAGAGAGAAACUAA